Messenger RNA from Pseudopodoces humilis (Tibetan ground-tit), 4984 nucleotides. RefSeq names its product ubiquitin family domain containing 1 (gene UBFD1). The record is from RefSeq and is a predicted model, not a curated record. NCBI's taxonomy places the organism in Eukaryota, Metazoa, Chordata, Aves, Passeriformes, Paridae. Gene Ontology annotation, molecular function: RNA binding; cadherin binding.
UUUCCCGGCGUGCCCCGCGGCGGAUUGUACACAAUCAUCAUGGCUGCCGCCGCCGCCGCCGCUGAUGGUGCCGAGGAGCCGGGCAUGGAGGCGGAGGCGCAGGAGCUGCCGCUGGGCUGCGGCGGAGGGGCCGGCGUACCGGCGGCGGGGAGGUCUCCGGAGGGUGAGCAGCGCCCGGAGCCCCCGCAGGCGUCUGUCAGCAACGGCGGCGGCGAGGACAGCGGGAGGGAGCUGGUGGAGCUGAAGGUGAUCUGGAACAAGAACAAGUACGACGUGAAGUUCUGCCUGGACAGCACGGGAGCCGAGCUGAAGCAGAAGAUCCACUCGCUCACAGGCCUCCCGCCGGCCAUGCAGAAAGUUAUGUUCAAGGGACUUCUGCCAGAGGAGAAAACGUUGCGAGAAAUCAAAGUAACAAAUGGAGCGAAGAUAAUGGUUGUGGGCUCUACUAUCAACGAUGUGUUAGCAGUAAAUACACCCAAAGAAGCUGCUCAACAGGAGGUCAAAGCUGAGGAAAACAAGAAGGAGCCACUUUGCAGACAAAAGCAACACAGAAAAGUGUUGGAUAAAGGAAAACCUGACGACGUGAUGCCUUCUGUCAAAGGUGUGCAGGAGCGGCUGCCCACGGUGCCACUGUCCGGCAUGUACAACAAGUCAGGGGGAAAAGUCAGAUUGACCUUCAAACUCGAGCAAGACCAGCUGUGGAUUGGUACAAAAGAGAGAACAGAAAAGUUACCCAUGGGGUCCAUUAAAAAUGUGGUGAGUGAACCUAUUGAAGGCCAUGAGGAUUAUCACAUGAUGGCAUUUCAGCUGGGCCCAACAGAAGCAUCUUACUACUGGGUCUAUUGGGUCCCAACUCAGUAUGUCGAUGCAAUCAAAGACACGGUGCUGGGGAAGUGGCAGUAUUUUUGAAAGCACGCUCACCUCUGGCACAGGAAAAUGACACAAAUCUAAGGACACUGCUGGGAGAGGCCUCCAACAUCCCUGGAUGUGACAGUCCUGGAACUUAUUAUUAAAACAUGCUAAACGAGGCAUGGAUGGAAGCCAGAGGUGAUGUUCUUUCACCAUUAGUUUACUUUUAACUUAAAGAUUUCACCAUCCCUUUUCUGCAGUCAGCUUCAACCAUAUUUAAAGCAAAUACAAUGGAAAUCAAUAAACCUUAAUUCACAAAAUAUUGUGUGUAAUACACUUAAAUCUGCUGAGAGUUGAUCUUCCAGUUUAGUUUUCAAAAGAAAAUAUUACAAUGUAUUAUUGAGAAUUUUUUACAUGGUUUGAACAAAACCGAAUAUUUUCAUAAUCUCUCAGUAAUCAGCAUUAGACUUAGUUUAGUUACUUGGUUGUGACUGGGACUUUGAGGAGCAGAUUUUUAGGAAUAAACUGUAGCAGCGGCGCUGUUCGGUGAAGCCAUAUCCUGCUGGCCCUCAUGGCAGCUUCCACUCCUUGGUAGCAGAACUAAUUCUUUGUUUUAACCCAAAGAUGCCCUGCUUGUUUGGGAUUUUUCCUGGCCUUUCCCGACUCUGGCAGCUCCAGGUUGGUCUGUGUGGCGUGUUUGGAGCAGGUGAAUUCUGUGUGUUUUGUCACGGCAGGUGCCCUGGUGCUGCCAGCUGCUCCCUCUUCGUGCCCGGCCAGUGCUUCACCUCCUGCCCUGGGCUGCUGCAUUUGGGGAGCGUUUUCUUGCUCGUGCAUGUUGCAGCCCAGGAUCAUUCUGCAGCCCCUGUGCUGACACUGAGCUGUUGGACUGGAAACACCGCUGUGCUGCCUGGUGUGAGCAGGGGACACAGUGACAUGGACAUGGAUGGGAACACCGGCACGCUGCCUGGUGGGAGCGGGGUGACACAGACCUCCCAAAGCAGGGAAACCACAGAGGCUUUCCUGCCCUGUUUGGGGUGGGGGCAGUAAGGGAAAGAGAAGCUGAGAUGCUGCUUUGGAUUCUUAAUAGCAGUCUUCUGUGAGCUGGAUUUGAAAAUUUGUAGCGAUCUUGAAUUCAGUGAAUCGUACUUUAGAUUAACCAUCCAGCAAGUGAUGUUUUGAAAUGUAAACCACCUUCCAGCUUUCCUCCUGUUCCAGUUCACAAGAAGCCGUCACAGCUCAUUCUGUCAGAAGGAACGUGCUGCGCCGUGGGCUGUGAUGCUCUGUGUGUCAUCCCAGCCAUCCGUGUGCCAUUUCUCUCAGGUGCUCUGAACGGAGCCCUCAGCCCUGACAGGUACAAAGCCCAUAGCUUUGUGCAGCCAGACUGGAGCAGCUCACACAUCCUGCUCUGCAUUAGUGCUGGGGCUCCGUGCUGCUCUGUGCCAGUAGCUCAGACCCACGCAGGAACAGCCUUUUAGGAGCAGCUAAUCUGAAUAUGCUCCGUGUCCACUCUUCCCUCUCCUUGAGGGAAGAGCCCAGUUGAAGCAUAGCAGGUGCAAAUUCCCAAAUUAGUAUUUAUUUUAUUUUUAUUUUACUUAAGAGACUGGAAAACACAUUGGCUUUCUGGUAGGUGUUGAGGUCACAGAUUUCCCUGUAGCCUCUAGAUAACAGUUUCAGUUUCUAUUUUCUGUUAGAACAGCCACACAAUAUGAGUUUUAAAGGUGUUUCAUAUCCUACAUAGAAAAACUAGUGAUGUGCUUGUUACUCUUGUAGCUUGAGGUAUUUCCUUUCUGUGUGCAAGCCAGCAGCAGUGUGUCCUGACAUGCAUGGCUGGGGCCAGAAGAGCCGUGGCAGCUCCCUUGGCAGUCCCUUGGAGCAGUGGGGACAGAGAGGAGCUGGCCUGACUUUACUGGUGGCAAUGUCAUGGAUGAAAUGCAGCCAUCACACUUGUGAUUUCCUACUUGUCAGUCCUGGUGUUAAGGCUUAGAUUAAUUUGUUGCCUGGUGGAAGGCGUGGGCACUACAGGAUAAAGCAAAGGGGUGACACUGGCACUUUCUGUCACCUGGGACAUGUUGGCACUUGCCACCUUGCUGGUUCUGUGAUGAUCAGCUGCCAUUUGUUCCUCAACGUUCUCAGACCGCUCUGUGCAUCUGUUCAUGUUUCCUUUCCUGUUCCUUCACCCCUUUGCUCCUGGGGAGGGCACGGGCCCGAGUUCCAGCUCCUCCCCACCUCCUGUGGCUUCUGUGCAGGAUGCAGCGACCGGGUGAGUAACUCUGGGGCGAGUGGGGACAGGCACUGACCACUGCUGAGGCCCCUGGGGCACAGGGCAGUGUCACACUCCGUGCCAGAGGGGCACAGCUGCUCUCUCCUGGGCCUGGUACAGCCCAGCAGCUCCAGAGAGACUCAGCACAAACCCCUUGGUUACAUACAAAGCAAUUUUAAACAUGAAGAAAAUACUAUACACUAAGAAGAUGUGAUCCUGUUUAGGUCCUUCCUUGCAGGUUGGAUUUGAUUAGAAAAAUGAAAUUGUCUCAUUUUUUUGUUCUAUGUGCAAAAUUUGAAUUAAAAUACAGGAAAGUGGCUUAUAAAUGCUUUAGUUGGUGUUUGUUGGCUCAAUAUCCCAGGCUUCUUGGGACCUCUUUGAAAUUAAUAUUGUAGUUGAAAUUUAGCAGCACUGCCUUUAAGAUCCUUUCUCUUUGGGAAUGAUGUGGAGUUUUUUUAAUGUUCUGGCAUACACCAGUUUUUCCAAGGCAGCUAUUGACAUUAAGAAACACUCCCUUUUUAGUGGGAUAGUGCCACAGUUGGGUCACAGCCAUUGCCUGCCUCUCUUUUGGCUGUGGAUUUUGUUCUCUGGUCACUGUGACCAUCCCCAAGACAGCCUCAGCAUAACCAGUGUUCCCAGGGAGGAGUUUGGUCCUCAGUGAGACACAAUAUGUGAGUGAAGUGUGAGAACACUCGGUGUUUGGGGCUUGUGAUAAAGAUGAUUCUGAGAUCUGACAUAUAUUCUGUGAGAGGUUACCAGUAAGAGCUGCACAGAUGUGAAUUUCAGUUAAAUUACAGUUUAACAGGCUGCUCUCAGUAGCCACUGCUUCCUGCUGUGUAGGUGUGAUUCCCUGGGAGCAUCCUGGGGUGCUGCUCCACAUGAGGCUGCACUGAGUGCUUUCUGGGGUUGCUAAUUGCAGAUUAAAGUAUUCAUGAGACAAAUGCAGGUCCUUGCAGGACACAGCUGGUGUUUGCUGUUGGCUGCUCCCAGAGCCCAGGCAGUGUCCCCUCCUUGCUGCCUCUUGGGAUUGUUCCUGUCAAUCCCCAGCUCCCUGCCUUGUUCCAUGACACUAUCACAGCUCAGCGGUGUGCCAUCCCUUCCCCCUCUCUGUGCCCAGCACUGCAGGUUUCUCCUCCUUGUCCCAAGUUCAGUAUUCUUUCCUCUGUUUGUGUAAGCAGUCCCAGGAUCACCGCUUUGUUGGGAAUGCAGAAGUGUUGCUCAGCCUGGUUGGGGUUUCAACAAAGACUGUCUUGCAUGAAGAGCUCGUGUUACUCACAUGGUUUCAUACCAAGUUUAAAGUAAAUUAUUAAUUUCCAUUAAUAACAUUGGUGAGGAAUGUGUAACUACAGUCUGGAUGUUCUAGUGAUGGAAGAGAGUGAUCUGGAUUCAAAGGGGAUCACAAACUGUCACCACCACCACACUGCUGGUGCCCACUGCUCCAUGCUCUAAGGGCCAAAGAGAAACAAUUCCGUGCUGCUGCGCUGCCACGGUGGGGUGUGCUCUGCACCCCCUGCCCCACAGCACAGUCCUGCCCCACCGCUGCUGCUGGCCCGGGCACAGCGCUCCUGCUCCCAUCCUUGCAGCCCUUCUUUCCAGAAUUCCCUUCCUUCGCUUCCUUUGUAACUUGGUUCCUCCAGGGGCACCGUUUUCAUCCUCAGUUCUGUCCAGCAGCCUCUUGUUUUGUUAGUGAAUGUCCUUGUCACCGGAGGGGAGCGGGGGACCAGGAGAGCCGUAGCAAGUCUUGUAUCAAACGUGGCCAUUUUACCUUCUAGCCAAGGAUUCGCUUUGGUAGCUCAUGGAAGUUCACUCUGUCUUAUCCAUACUCAAAGCAAUUCAUUCUUUGGUUUUAUAUUAAAAAUAAAAAAAAACCUUAGA